Brassica oleracea var. oleracea is the source of this 1823-nucleotide messenger RNA. Its product is annotated as UDP-glycosyltransferase 71B5-like. Gene Ontology annotation, molecular function: UDP-glycosyltransferase activity. The coding region runs from base 228 to 1637 and encodes 469 amino acids. NCBI's taxonomy places the organism in Eukaryota, Viridiplantae, Streptophyta, Magnoliopsida, Brassicales, Brassicaceae. The record is from RefSeq and is a predicted model, not a curated record. The transcript has 2 exons.
CAUAUAAAUACACAGCCAAACAUAGACGAAACCGAGAACUAGGGUUCCCCCGGCGGUUAUAAUUUAUUUUAGCCUUUUCUUGACCCAUUUAGUUUCACUGAGCCCAUCUUACGUGGCCCAAACAGACAACUUCAUUACUGUAUAAACUCACACACCUUCCCUUACUAUUUCUGGUAAACCAGUCAACACACAAAACCCAAAAAGGGAAAGAAAGAUAAACAUAUAAAAUGAAGAAAAUCCAACUUGUGUUCAUACCCGCGGCGGAAAUUGGCCAUCUCCGGUCAACCGUCGAGUUAGCUAAGAAACUCCUCGACGAAGACGAUCUUCUCUCAAUCACCGUACUCAUCAUCCCUCGCCCUUCCGCCGACGAUUCCGACCACGUUACACCCCUUUUCACGCCGUCUCAAGAACGCCUCCGUCACGUCACCAUCUCCGCCGCAGAUCAACCACCCGACGUUCCUCUCGAUCCUAAAGCCUUCAUGGACAACCAAAAGCCGAAAGUGAGAGACGCAGUCUCCAAACUCCUCGACUCGCCGCCGCGGCUCGCCGGAUUCGUCGUCGACAUGUUCUGCACGUCGAUGAUAGAAGUAGCUGAAGAAUUCAAAGUCCGUACGUAUAUGAUGUACACGUCAAACGCUGCGUUUCUAGGAAUCACGCUUCAUCUCCAGUUAAUGUUCGACGAGAAGAGGUAUGACGUCAGCGAGUUGGACGACUCGGUCAACGAGUUGGACUUCCCGUGUUUGACUCGUCCUUAUCCUGUGGAAUGUCUUCCUUAUCUAUUCACCUCUAAGCAGUGGCUUCCCUUCUUUUUUGACCAAGCACGAAACUUCCGAAAGUUGAAGGGUAUUUUAGUAAAUUCCUUUGCUGAGCUGGAGCCUCACUCUUUGAAAAUAUUCUCUGGUGACCUUCCUCAAGCGUAUCCAGUGGGACCACUGCUGCAUCUCCAAAACGACGUCGUCGAAGCGAAGCAAUCGGAGGUUUUACGGUGGCUCGACGAGCAACCGGCGAGGUCGGUCGUGUUCCUCUGUUUCGGGAGCAUGGGAGGCUUCAACGAGGAGCAAACGAGAGAAAUCGCCGUCGCGUUGGAAAGAAGCGGCCACCGGUUUCUCUGGUCUCUCCGCCGCGGAUCGCCGGAUAUACUGACGGAGCCUCCCGGAGAUUACGCGAAUCCGGAGGAGGUUCUACCGGAGGGAUUCUCGGAUCGGACGUCGGGGAGAGGGAAGGUGAUCGGAUGGGCUCCGCAAGUGGCGGUGCUCGCUAAGCCGGCGAUCGGGAGCUUCGUUACCCACUGCGGAUGGAACUCGGUGCUCGAGAGCUUGUGGUUCGGCGUUCCGAUGGUGACGUGGCCGCUCUACGUGGAGCAGAAGAUCAACGCGUUCGAGAUGGUGGAGGAGCUUGGACUGGCGGUGGAGAUACGGAGGUUCUUUAGAGGAGAUUUGUUGGGCGGAGAGAUGGAGACGGUUGCGGCGGAGGAUAUUGAGAGAGCGGUGAGGCGUGUGAUGGAGGAAGGUAGUGACGUCAGGAAGAGAGUGAAGGAGAUGGCUGAGAAGUGCCACGUGGCGUUAGAGGAUGGUGGAUCUUCGCAGGUGGCUUUGCAGAAGUUUAUUCGAGACGUGGUCGAAAACGUUGUGGUCUAAUUGGAUGGAACCAUGUGGAGGCCAAGUAGAAAGGAUAGUUUAUGUACACCGUUAUUACUAAUUUCCCACCAAAAAAAAAAAAAAAGCUUCCCACUUUGGAUAAUACGGUUAUGAAACGUUAGUAUACCAUGUAUGUUACAUUUCUUGAAUAAGAUUCUGAUGUGUAUAUGUACCGUUAAGAAUAAU